Drosophila willistoni is the source of this 838-nucleotide messenger RNA. RefSeq lists its product as uncharacterized. The transcript has 2 exons. The record is from RefSeq and is a predicted model, not a curated record. Bases 51 to 812 code for a protein of 253 amino acids. NCBI's taxonomy places the organism in Eukaryota, Metazoa, Arthropoda, Insecta, Diptera, Drosophilidae.
UACGGAUUUACCUUUUCACGCAUCAAAAGUGAAAGUUAGAGCCAAAGAAAAUGAAGCAAGCCGUAAGAGUUCUACUGAGCGUAUUUGUGGCAUUUAGCUGCCUUCUAUUGGGUACAGAGGGACAUGGAAGGAUGAUGAGUCCAGUGGGUAGAUCAUCGCGUUGGCGUUACGAUAGCUCGGCACCAACAAAUUAUGAUGACACUGGCCUAUAUUGUGGAGGAUUUUGGAAACAAACUGAGAAUGGUGGCCUUUGUGGUCUUUGCGGCGAUGACUGGAGUCUAGAACAGCCGCGACCAAAUGAAUUGGGUGGAAAGUACGGAGCAGGAGUCAUUGUUGAAAGUUAUAUAGCCACAACGACGGCUGAGAUUGUUGUCGAGGUCACUGCCAAUCAUUUGGGCAACUUCCAGUUUCAUCUAUGUGAUCUAGAUGAGUUUGGCAGUGAAUCGGACGAUUGCUUCAACAAAUAUCCAUUGAAAUUCGCCGAUGGCAGCCUUAAGCAGGACAUAAAUACCACCAUGGGUACAAUAAAGUCCACUGUCGACCUUCCCAGCGGUGUACAGUGUGAGCAUUGUGUUAUGCGUUGGACCUACACAGCCGGCAACAAUUGGGGUGUCUGUGAGGAUGGUACCGGUGCCAUGGGUUGUGGUGAUCAGGAGACAUUUGUGAAUUGUGCGGACAUAAGUAUACUGAGCUCAGUCAAAAGUUUACUUUACAAACCAUUACAGACAGUCGAGGUGCCGGUGAAGGAGGUGAUCGUGGAGGAGGUGGCCGUGGAGGUGCCAUUAGAGGUUAAUGAGACAGAGACUUCAUAGGGAGUUUAACUCUUUUACCUGACUAA